Molecule: messenger RNA, 1513 nt
Organism: Culicoides brevitarsis
Lineage: Eukaryota; Metazoa; Arthropoda; Insecta; Diptera; Ceratopogonidae
Gene: ImpL2
Product: neural/ectodermal development factor IMP-L2
Exons: 5
Coding region: 492-1286 (264 amino acids)
Biological process (GO): axon guidance; homophilic cell-cell adhesion; dendrite self-avoidance
Cellular component (GO): plasma membrane; axon
Molecular function (GO): cell-cell adhesion mediator activity
Source: RefSeq, a predicted model, not a curated record
UCAAUGUGGAGUUGUUUACAACUAUGUAAUAUACAUUUAAAAAUAACAUUCAAAUAGUAAUUAAAAAGAGCUCGUCAACAUUCAAAAGGAAUCGUAUAAAAAAAAUUAAAAAGUUUUGAAACCAUAAAAAAGAUAAAUUCACUGCUGAUUGCACAUUUCAAUCAAGUUCUCAAAGUUUAUAAGUUAUAGUUAAAACGGGCCAUAUGUUGAAUUACAGUAGAAAAGUAAAUUUAAUCAGAUUAAUGCAAAUAAAAAUUGAAAUAAAUCACCUAAUAUACUCUAACGUAACCUAGCAAUUUGUAAAAUUGCAAAACACGCGUUUAUCGAUAAGAGAGCAGAAUAACUUCAUGAUAUUUCCAUUAGGAAAGUAAUAAACACAUUUCCUGUAUUUGGUAUAUAUUUAAAAAAAACAACUGAAAAUAUUUUCAUAAAAGAGAACUCGAAAGCCAAUUUGGUACAAGAGCACGUUUAGAAGUAAAAACAACAAAAAUAUGAAGGUAAAUCAGAUGCUUUGUAUUCUCUCUUGGGCAACGAUUGUAAUGACUUGUGCCUAUGCCACAACUUUAGAAGACGAGCAAAAUUCAUUAAGCUCUAGACAACAAAAACUUGAAGAAAGAAAUGAUUUUGUUAAAAUUGUAAAAGCUCCUGCACUUCGAAUUUCUCAACCUACGGGCUAUUCUGUUGAAUUAGAAUGUGAAGUCGUAGGGUCUCCAGCACCGGUAGUACAAUGGGUACAUGGUAGUGGACAAUAUGUUAACUUUGAUGAAUUUGAGACCAAUUUAAUAAGUGAAAGUGAUCCUACUAUUAUGACUACUGUAAAGGCACGUUUGGUAAUUGAACAUCAAAUUAGAAGUGAAAGUACGUAUACUUGUGUUGCGAAAUCAGGAGGGAAGACUGCAUAUGCAUCAACGACCGUCCAUAAAGGUCCUCGAUCGUUAAUUAAACAGCAAAAUUUAACCGACAAUUUUUUAUAUAAAACCAAUUUAUACGGUGCCUUGAAGCCUGUUCGCAUUACAAAUUUCAUAAAAUCUAUUUUAACUUUAAUGGGCUCCAAUUUAAUACUACCCUGUAGAACGAUUGGUCGACCACUUGCAGAUAUAACUUGGUUAGAUAUUGAUGGAAAUGUUAUUGCUGGAAAAGACCCAAGAUUUAAGACUUUGCCAACAGGUGAAUUGAUAAUCAGUGAUCUAAAAUGGUCUGAUAUGGGAUCUUACACAUGUGUAGCCAAAAAUGGUUUAUCAAAAGAUACUAUUUCCACAUUUAUUUACCCAAUAAAGGAUGAUUAAAUUUAUACAAUGUGAAGCCAAGCAUUUAAAUAACGUUUCGAUAAUUUAUUUAUAAAUUAUAGUUAAUACAUAUAAAUUAGAUUUUACUACCUAAUAAAUUCUGAAUUAAGUAGUUCAAACUUAGUAUUCCGCAUGUGCCUGGUAACGUAUUUAUUUAAAAUAAUUAAAUAUAAAAAUUAAAUAUCUGAAUUAAACGGAAAACAAUUUUAUUUGUUUGAUUAACCUAA